ACGCCGGAGGGAGGCCGGUCGGCCGCGGGCGGGCGGGCAGCGCAGCGCCGAGCGGGGCCCGCGGGUCCAUGAGGAGGCCCGGGGACCAUGGGCUCCAGGAUCAAGCAGAACCCAGAGACCAUGUUUGAAGUGUACGUUGAAGUGGCCUAUCCUAGGACAGGUGGCACUGUUUCAGAUCCUGAGGUGCAGAGGCAAUUCCCGGAGGACUACAGUGACCAGGAAGUUCUACAGACUUUGACCAAGUUUUGUUUCCCCUUCUAUGUGGACAGCCUCACAGUUAGCCAAGUUGGCCAGAACUUCACAUUUGUACUCACUGACAUUGACAGCAAACAGAGAUUCGGGUUCUGCCGCUUAUCUUCAGGAGCCAAGAGUUGCUUCUGUAUCUUAAGCUAUCUCCCCUGGUUCGAAGUAUUUUAUAAGCUGCUUAACAUCUUGGCAGAUUACACGACAAAAGGACAGGAGAGUCAGUGGAAUGAGCUUCUUGAAACUCUGCACAAACUUCCUAUCCCUGACCCAGGAGUAUCUGUUCAUCUCAGCGUGCAUUCUUAUUUUACUGUGCCUGACACCAGAGAACUUCCCAGCAUCCCUGAGAAUAGAAAUCUGACAGAGUAUUUUGUGGCUGUGGAUGUAAACAACAUGCUGCAUCUGUACGCAAGCAUGCUCUGCGAGCGCCGGAUCCUCAUCAUCUGCAGCAAGCUCAGCACUUUGACUGCCUGCAUCCAUGGGUCUGCUGCGAUGCUCUACCCCAUGUUCUGGCAGCACGUGUACAUCCCCGUCCUGCCUCCACAUCUGCUGGACUACUGCUGCGCUCCCAUGCCCUACCUCAUAGGAAUCCAUUUAAGUUUAAUGGAGAAAGUCAGAAACAUGGCCCUGGAUGAUGUCGUGAUUCUGAACGUGGACACCAACACCCUGGAAACCCCCUUUGAUGACCUCCAGAGCCUCCCAAAUGACGUGAUCUCUUCACUGAAGAACCGGCUGAAGAAGGUCUCCACAACAACUGGCGAUGGUGUGGCCAGAGCCUUCCUCAAGGCCCAGGCCGCUUUCUUCGGCAGCUACCGAAACGCUCUGAAAAUAGAGCCGGAGGAGCCAAUCACCUUUUGCGAGGAAGCCUUCGUGUCCCACUAUCGCUCCGGAGCCAUGAGGCAGUUCCUGCAGAACGCCACACAGCUGCAGCUCUUCAAGCAGUUUAUCGAUGGUAGAUUAGACCUUCUCAAUUCCGGUGAGGGCUUCAGUGAUGUCUUUGAAGAGGAGAUCAACAUGGGCGAGUAUGCUGGGAGCGAUAAACUGUACCACCAGUGGCUCUCCACAGUCCGGAAAGGAAGUGGAGCAAUUCUGAAUACUGUAAAAACGAAAGCAAACCCAGCCAUGAAGACUGUCUAUAAGUUCGCAAAAGAUCAUGCAAAAAUGGGAAUAAAAGAGGUGAAAAACCGCUUGAAGCAAAAGGACAUCACCGAGAAUGGCUGUGUCCCCACCACAGAAGAGCAGCUGCCAAAGACUGCGCCGUCCCCACUGGUGGAGGCCAAGGACCCCAAGUUCCGAGAAGACCGGAGGCCAAUCACAGUCCACUUUGGACAGCCGCAGAGACUCCAUCCCACUCGCCCGCCGCCUCCCAAGAUACAGCGCUCGAGGCCCGUGCGCCCUCCCCGGCCACACGUCAUUAAGAGGCCGAAGAGCAACAUCGCGGUGGAAGGCCGGAGGACGUCCGUCCCGAGCCCCGAACACCUCGUAAAGCCCUUGCGACACUAUGCUGUCUUCCUCUCCGAAGACUCCUCUGACGAUGAAUGCCAGCGGGAAGAGGGCCCGAGCUCUGGCUUCACCGAAAGCUUUUUCUUCUCCGCUCCCUUUGAAUGGCCGCAGCCGUAUCGGACACUCAAGGAGUCAGACAGCGCGGGAGACGAGGCAGACAGCCCUGAGCAGCGAGCGCGGGAGCCCGUGGCCCCCACCCCAGCUCCGCCCGACCGGGCUGCCAGCAUCGACCUCCUGGAGGAUGUCUUCAGCAGCCUCGACAUGGAGGUCCCACUGCAGCCGCUGGGCCAGGCCAAAAGCUUGGAGGACCUUCGGCCCCCCAAAGACCUGAGGGAGCAGCCAGGGACCUUUGACUAUCAGAGGCUGGACCUGGGCAGGAGUGAGAGGAGCCGUGGGAUGCCAGGAGUCUUGAAGCUCGCCCACCCGCACAACAAGCUCUGGAGCCUGGGCCAGGAUGACAUGGCCGUCCCCAGCAAGCCUCCUGCCACCUCCCCCAAGAAGCCCUCGGCCCUGCUUGGGAAAUCCCCGGCCCUGCCCAGCAGGCCCCAGAACUGGGACGGCAUCCUGAACCCCACCGACAAGGAGGAGGUGCCCACCCCGACUCUGGGCAGCAUCACCAUCCCCCGGCCCCAGGGCAGGAAGACCCCGGAGCUGGGCAUCGUGCCCCCGCCCCCCACUGCCCGCCCGGCCAAGCUCCAGGCUGCCGGCACUGCCCUCGGCGACUUCUCCUCAGAGCGGCUGCAGGCGGAGCGGGAAAGGCGGGCUGCCCUGGGCUCAGCCGCGAUCCCUGGGCUCCACCCCAGUGCUGCCCCCCAAGACCCCACCGAACUGCUCCAGCCACUCAGCCUGGCCCCAGGGGCUGCGGGCACAGACAGUGAUGCCCUGCUGGCCCUCCUGGACCCACUUAGCACAGCCUGGUCAGGCAGUACCCUUCCACCAGGUCCUACAGCCCCAAAUGUAGCCACCCCAUUUACUCCCCAGUUUAGCUUCCCCCCCAUGGGGACCCCCACCCCAUUUCCACAGCCAUCACUCAACCCCUUUGUCCCAUCUGUGCCAGCAACACUGCCUACCAUGCCCCUGGUCUCCACACCAGCUGGGCCUUUUGGGGCCCCUCCUGCUUCCCUGGGGCCCGCUUUUGCCCCCAGCCUCCUGCUGUCCGGUUCUGGCUUCUGUGCCCCACAGAGAUCUCAGCCCAACCUGUCUGCCCUCUCCAUGCCCAACCUCUUUGGCCAGAUGCCCAUGGGUGCCCACUCCCUGCAGCCCCUGGGUCCCCCAGCAGUCGCCCCUUCAAGGAUCCGAACAUUGCCCCUGGCCCGCUCAAGUGCCCGGGCUGCCGAGGCCAAGCAAGGGCUGGCGCUAAGGCCUGGGGACGCCCCGCUCCUUCCUUCCAGAGCCCCCCAGGGCCUGGCGCCAGCACUGCAGCCAUCUGCUCCACGGGAGGCCAGAGACCCCUUUGAGGAUUUGUUACGGAAAACCAAGCAAGAUGUGAGCCCGGCCCCAGCCCCCGGCUCAGUGGAGCAGCUCAGGAAGCAGUGGGAGACCUUCGAGUGAGCGGGCGCUGAGU
Molecule: messenger RNA, 3310 nt
Organism: Mesoplodon densirostris (Blainville's beaked whale)
Lineage: Eukaryota; Metazoa; Chordata; Mammalia; Artiodactyla; Ziphiidae
Gene: DENND1A
Product: DENN domain containing 1A
Exons: 24
Coding region: 88-3297 (1069 amino acids)
Biological process (GO): endocytic recycling; endocytosis
Cellular component (GO): cytosol; clathrin-coated vesicle
Molecular function (GO): guanyl-nucleotide exchange factor activity; phosphatidylinositol phosphate binding
Source: RefSeq, a predicted model, not a curated record